Messenger RNA from Papilio polytes (common Mormon), 933 nucleotides. RefSeq lists its product as uncharacterized. Gene Ontology annotation, molecular function: odorant binding; olfactory receptor activity. Gene Ontology annotation, biological process: detection of chemical stimulus involved in sensory perception of smell; sensory perception of smell. Gene Ontology annotation, cellular component: plasma membrane. Lineage: Eukaryota; Metazoa; Arthropoda; Insecta; Lepidoptera; Papilionidae. The record is from RefSeq and is a predicted model, not a curated record. Bases 1 to 933 code for a protein of 310 amino acids. The transcript has 7 exons.
AUGGAAGAGAAAUGGUCGUAUUUCAGUUUGAAACCGCAUUUAAGGAAUUUGCGCUUCGGUGGUUACUGUGCAUUAGAUCCCAGUACACCACCGAGACGUUUAUAUGCACACAAAAUGUACAUGCGUUUUGUAUUAUUCGCUUCCAUCAUUUUCAUGAUCCAACAUGCUAUUAAAAUCUAUGAAGUGCGUAAUGAUAUGAACACAUUGAUGGACACGAUGUGUUUAUUGUUGACUUAUUUUGGUUCUAUUUAUAAACAAAUCGUAAUGCUUUUCAAAGCUGAUGAAGUGCAAGCACUUUUAAACACAAUGAAAGGAGAUUUAUUUAACCAACCUGAAGAAGAACACCAUAAGCUGCUGAAAGACACAGCACGAGAAGCUAAAAUACUUGUAAAUGUCUACAGUCUAACAUCAGCCGUUACUUGUUUUCUAAUGGCUUUGGAUUUACACAUUUUACAUGUUCAAGGCAAGCCGGUUGAAUUUUCUAUUUGGCUCCCUUUUGAACCGAAUACAAAAUUAAAAUUUUUCUCAAAAAUUGAAGCAACAUACGGCGGUGCUGUAUUUUCUCAGUUUUUGUUCGAUUCAUGGAUUCUGUGCACUACUGCCUACAGAUUUGUUGAAAUUGAUAAAACAUCAUUAGGUUGUUUUACAAUAUCAUUAUUUCUAAUGUGCAUAUUUGCGGAAUUAUUUUUGUUUUGCUUCUAUGGCAGUAAGCUAACGGACGCAAGUGAAAAGUUAAUGGAUUCUGCGUAUUUUUUGGACUGGGUAGAAAUACCAAUGAAAUAUAGAAGGGAUCUAAUGUUAUUUAUGGAAAUGAUAAAGAAGCCGAUAAUGCCUACAGCGGGAUCUAUAGCGCCGCUUGCAAACACUACUUUUGUUGCAAUUGUUAAAAGUUCUUACUCUUUCUACGCAUUUCUAAAAAAUACGGAAAAUUAA